UCACUUUAUUGCACUGGGUCUUCUUGCACCUCUCUGGAUGUGCAGUUGUCAUCUCUGAAGUGGCCAGAGACGGUGUGCGCGCGCACAUGGCUACGGGUAAAGUGUUGUAUCCUUCAGUAUUCGUGGUGGACAGUAAAAUGAAGCCCCCUCCGCUGCCCCCCAAGCCGGGCCGUAGACAGCGGAAGGAUGUGAUCCAGACUCUUCUGGUGAUCCUGGUUUGUGUGGCACUGUGUGGCAUGGCUGUGGAGGCCUGCUUCAUCUACCAUCUGUUCACAUCAAAAGAAAACUCUACACUUCCAGUUGAACCACAGAUUGGCAUGAGAAAACAAGAGAAAGAACAUACUCUAACGCCCAAACAAAAACCGCUUGGAGAAAUGAAGCCAUCAAAACCAAUGGCACAACUGACAACUGGUCAGGAACCUGUAAAUGGAGUCGUGCUGUGGCAUGAGAAUCAUCAGUCCAUUCUUUACCAUGUCAAACACAAGGCAAAUGAGGGCAAACUCAUCAUAGAGAAAGAAGGAUAUUAUUCCAUCUACUCUAAGAUCAACUUCAAGGAGGACAACAUCAUAUUCAGCCACUCUGUAGUCUGGCAAACACAUCGAUAUGCAGGGAACGAGAUUCUGCUUCUCCAGUCCUCCAGGUUCCGUCCUAAACCCACGAGGUCCAGAACCAUCGACAACAGCUACCUAAGUGGGGUGUUUCAUCUGUACAAAGGAGAUGCUGUCUUUGUCAGGGUGAAAAACUGUACACUGGUGUUGUCUAAUGCUGCUGAGAACUACUUUGGUCUGUUCAUGGUUUAGAUGGAUUCUGCAAUCAGACUGUUUACAUCUCAGUAAUGUGCGAGUUCACAGCUAGAUCUGAUGGAAGAAUAAACUAUUAAUAAUCACAAUACUUAGUCUUCCUUUAAAUCUGUACCUUUCAAGUAAAAAACGAAAAACUGAAAACAAACUAGAUACUUAAAUAAGAAGGAAUCAAACUUUUUCUUGUUCUUUUAAGAUAAGACGUUCAUCGUAUAGGAUAGAUAUAUAGGACAGGAUAUUUCACUCUCUCUCUCUGUCUAUAUAUAUAUAUAUAUAUAUAUAUGUAUAUGUAUAUAUACACAGUAUAUACCUUGUAAUGUUUAAUAAUUUUAAUAAAAUAAUAAUAAUAAUUUUUUGAAGUGGUAAAUCAACCAAAGAAAUCAAAUCAAAAUAUCAUUUUCACACUUAUUUCUUUAUUUUACUUGUUUCUUUGUGAGUUAUUUCUGAAAUUUACUUACUAGUUUCUAUAUCUAUGUAUACUGUAUACUAUAGUGCGGCCAAAUGAUAAAUCGUAUCCAAAAAAUAAGUUUUUGUUUGC
This is a messenger RNA of Carassius carassius (crucian carp), 1338 nucleotides long. RefSeq names its product tumor necrosis factor ligand superfamily member 6-like. Gene Ontology annotation, biological process: immune response. The coding region runs from base 87 to 800 and encodes 237 amino acids. Gene Ontology annotation, molecular function: tumor necrosis factor receptor binding. Lineage: Eukaryota; Metazoa; Chordata; Actinopteri; Cypriniformes; Cyprinidae. Gene Ontology annotation, cellular component: membrane. The transcript has 4 exons. The record is from RefSeq and is a predicted model, not a curated record.